This is a messenger RNA of Pistacia vera, 1151 nucleotides long. Its product is annotated as macro domain-containing protein XAC3343-like. Lineage: Eukaryota; Viridiplantae; Streptophyta; Magnoliopsida; Sapindales; Anacardiaceae. Bases 482 to 1075 code for a protein of 197 amino acids. The record is from RefSeq and is a predicted model, not a curated record. The transcript has 7 exons.
UUCCUAAACGAUGUUGAUGCAAUCUACAAUUGCAGAAAUUUGUUUGCAGGAACCCCAUUAAAUCUUCACAAGAAAUUAACUAAAAUUUUGUUUCAAAAUCUCAUCUAAAUUGCAGAAAGAUUAGCCUAACAUUGUAUUAUAUACAAACAAAAAAGAAAGAAAAAGGGAAUAAGGUGGGAGUUCCACUGCCUCUGACUUUUCAAUAGUUAGAUAAGUGGAUUGCCACAUUGUUCAUCUAUUCUGUAACUGAAGUUCGGGUUUAAGUCAACCAUUUGAUAUGAGCUGUAAACCUUUAAUAAUAUUUUUCUUGAUGGUUUUCAGUUUUUUAUUUUUAUUUUUAAUUAUUAUUAUUGAUGAUAUCUCUUCUCUCUGUAUUGGUGACCAAGUCUUUUUAAACAAAAUAAUCUUUGGAGGGUUUUCAAUGGUUUACUCUUCUGUAUAAGUGGAUCAUUGGCACUCUCUUCUCUUGAGCAAAGCGAGCAUGACGUUCAAAGUUUUAACUAUAUCGUUUACAUAUGAGAGCGCUCCCAAGAUCGGUCCCAAGUUCGAGAAAGGAGAUAUCAGUGAGUGGUCCGUUGAUGGCUCUUCUGAUGCUAUUGUUAAUCCAACCAAUAAGCAAAUGGUGACAGAUGGUGGAGGUGCUGAUGGAGCCAUUCAUAGGGCUGCAGGAAGACAACUCCAGCAAGCUUGUUUAAACUUCCCACAAGUCCGUCCUGGAGUCCGCUGCCCCACUGGAGAAGCAAGAAUUACCCCAGGUUUUAAAUUGCCAGCAUCUCAUGUGAUUUUUACCGUUGGCCCUAUAUAUCAUGUUGAUCAAAACCCUGAAGCCUCCCUGAGAAGUGCAUACAAGAACUGCUUGAGGUUGGCCAAAGAAAACAAGAUUCAGUACAUUGCUUUUCCUGCCAUAUCUUGUGGCUUGUUCGGUUAUCCUCUUGAGGAAGCCGCCACAAUAGCUAUUUCUACAGUCAAAGAAUUUGCAGAGGACUUUAAAGAGGUGCACUUUAUUCUGUUCACAGAUGACAUCUAUGAUAUUUGGUUUAGGAAGGCGAAGGAAAUACUCCAACUUGAAGCAUAAUGGUGUGUUGGCAGCCAGAAUCACUGAAACAAUGAACUAUUCAUGUCUCUUGUUAUUGUUGUAAAUAAUCUGAUUC